UCAAUAUUCCUAGAUGUAGGCAGCGCCGAGCCUCCGGUGUAUUUCCAUUCGCUUUCGUUCCCCAAAAAUCUAAUAAACCCACUCGUUUCUCUCCAAGCCAAGCCUCCUAACUCGGGCCUUCCCGUUCUCUCGCGGAGUCUCUCCCACUCCCACUCGCAGCCACUGUGACGAGGCCAAUGGCGACAGGUCUAGAACAAAGACUUACAGAAGAAGACAAGGAGAGGGAGGCCCUAGUGAAAGAGAAAAGAGGAGAAGAAGGAGAAGGAGGAGGAGGAGAAGAAGAAGAAGAAGAAGCUCCUUCACACCUUCCCCUCGCCCCUUCUUCUUCUGAGAUAUUUGAUGUAUCAACAACAGUGGAUCCCAGUUAUAUUAUCUCUCUCAUAAGGCGCCUUUUGCCAUGCAAUACUAGUGUGGAGAAACAAUGUCAGCAGAGAGAUGAUAAGGAUUCUUCUGUCCAAGAACCCGAUAUGAAUUAUCUGGAGCAAAACUUAAGGAAUAAAAUGAGUGCUGCACAGGUGCUCGAGGAUCUUGUUUCAGAUAAAAGUUUGGCUUAUAGUUGUGAAGAGAAGCUUGAUCACCGAGCUAUUAGCACAGAAAAUUCCCUUGCUUCUUCUAAGGGCAAUGGGAUGAACCAUGAAUUUGGAAGGGAAGAAAUAAAUGGUGGUUUUGAUCAUGAGCAAUCUGUAGCUGCAGAAACAAAAGACCCAUGGGAAGAUUGUGGCUGCACCCUGUGGGAUCUUUCUGCUAGUAGGACUCAAGCUGAAUUCAUGGUGAAUAAUCUCAUACUUGAAGUGCUUCUGGCAAACAUACGUGUUUCCAAAUCUUCACGGGUGACAGAAAUUUGCUUAGGAAUCAUUGGGAAUCUUGCAUGCCAUGAAGUUCUAAGCAAUGCGAUAGUUUCUAAAGGUGGUUUGAUUGAAACGGUUGUUGAACAGUUGUUCCUAGAUGAUUCCACUUGCCUUUCUGAGACAUUCAGGUUGUUAGCUGCUGGUCUCCAGGGUUGUGGGUCCAUUUCUUGGGCUGAAGCCUUGCUACCUGAUCAGAUUCUUCUACGUAUACUCUGGAUAGUUGGGAACACAUUAAACCCUACUCUAUUAGAAAAGAGCAUUGAGUUUUUGUUGGCCAUCAUUGAUAACCAAGAAGUGGCAACCAUUCUUCUUCAACCUUUAAUGAAGUUGGGUUUGCCAGAUCUUGUCGUUAGUCUAUUAGCAUGUGAGAUAAGCAAAUCAGGAGAUGAUAGCAGACUGGAAAGGUCCUCCAUUCUUGAUCUAGUUCUUCGCUUGGUUGAAGCACUUUCUGUUGUUGAUAAUUAUUCACAAGUGAUAUCUUCAAAUGAAGAACUUUUCCAUUUAGUUUGCCGCGUGGUCAAGCUUCCCGAAAAAUUUGAGGCUGCUAGCUCUUGUGUUUCCGCUGUGGUCAUAAUUGCAAAUCUUUUAGUCGACAUGCAGCACCUCAUCUUGGAGCUUUCACAUGAUUUUUUAUUUCUACAGGGCCUGCUGGACAUCUUACCUCUUGUUUCUGAUGAUUUGCAAGCCCGGAAUGCACUUUGGUGCAUCCUUGCAAGUUUGUUGGCUCACAUUCAGGAGAGCAAUAUCAGCAUAUCAGCUCUGCACCAAUUUGCGUUGCUUUUGUUGGACAAAUCUUACCUUAUAGAAGAAGACCUGGAAGGUCAUCCACUAGAUAAAGUAGGUGAGGACUUGGAGAAUUCUAAUGCUCUCAAGAAAUCAGAUGCAUCGGCCAUUUCUAUUAGGAGAAUUGCCAGUUUAAUAGAGAAAUGGAUGGCAGAAAAGCCUUCUGUUUUGGAGAAAGAUGUUGCAGGGGCCGACGAAAAUGAUGGCAAGGCUCACAAGUUGCUGAAUUGCUGUCAGAAGUAUGGUCUAUAGCUCAUUUCUUUGUUCCCGUCAUGUUGCAAUUUUAACCUUGGCAUGCUCUAACCUUUGUUUUUUCUGAAUGCUAAUAUAUGGCAAAUAACAUUGUAAAUUACUCCAAAAAUGAUGGCCAUUCCCACACCCUUUUUCAAGAAAAAAAAAAAAGGAAGAAGAAAACCUAAGAUUACUUUUGGCGUUGUGG
This is a messenger RNA of Elaeis guineensis (African oil palm), 2070 nucleotides long. RefSeq lists its product as uncharacterized. Lineage: Eukaryota; Viridiplantae; Streptophyta; Magnoliopsida; Arecales; Arecaceae. The record is from RefSeq and is a predicted model, not a curated record.